Messenger RNA from Anarrhichthys ocellatus (wolf-eel), 1939 nucleotides. Its product is annotated as zinc finger protein 501-like. NCBI's taxonomy places the organism in Eukaryota, Metazoa, Chordata, Actinopteri, Perciformes, Anarhichadidae. Gene Ontology annotation, molecular function: DNA-binding transcription factor activity, RNA polymerase II-specific. Gene Ontology annotation, cellular component: nucleus. The transcript is spliced from 2 exons. The coding region runs from base 533 to 1858 and encodes 441 amino acids. The record is from RefSeq and is a predicted model, not a curated record. Gene Ontology annotation, biological process: regulation of transcription by RNA polymerase II.
AGGGACCGACGCGCUGAAUCACUGAUUCUUUUCUUGUUCUUUUUCUUUAUUAUAAAGAUCUAAACCUAUUUUAUUUUUAAACAUUUCGAGGUGUUUUGUAGCCUUGUUGGAGCUAUGCUUUUUGAUUUCUCUGCAUAAGUGCAUAAGUGCUUUUAUUUUGUAGGUAACAUACCACGUAUCAGCGGAACCGGAUGUUCUUCCAUUAGCAAUAUGGCGCCUAACGUUAGUAGAUAUAGCAGAGUCUCUUUGUUGUGUUGAUAAAGUAUCAGUUAGCUCCACCAGUACUGAUCCAUCAGAGUCUAUGUAAGUCUGGAUAAACCUGUCUGAAUGGACUUUUAGCUCUUCACCUUUUUUUUCUGGAUGUUUUUCCUCUGACUCAUCUCCCGGUAGCCUACAAAGCUAUUGAAGUUAGCUUAGCAUGCUAGCUGGAAACAGACCGACGGGGACGGAAGUUAGCAACACAGCGCUAGUCAGAGUUUAAUGUAGAGUAAGAGAGUUUGUGUGGAGAAAACGUUUCUGUCGUUGUGUGAAAAUGUCUAAAGUCCAAAUGCUGAGAUCGUUUGUCAACCAGCGACUAACUGCGGCUGCUGAAGAGAUAUUUGGUCUGUUUGAAAGAACGAUAACCGAGUACGAGGAGGAGAAUGAGCGACAACGGAAACUACUGGACGCUGUUUUCAACCCUCAGCUUCGGUUACACAGAGCAGAUGUCCAGCAGCUGGUGGUGGUUAAAGAAGAGCAGCAGGCGUGGAGCUCCAGUCUGGACCAGGAGGACCCAGAGCCCCCACACAUUAAAGAGGAACAGGAGGAACUCUGGACCAGUCAGGAAGGAGAACAGCUUCAAGGGCUGGAGGAGGCUGAUGUCAAGUUCUCAUUCACUCCUGAGAAGAGUGAAGAUGAUGAAGAGGAAGCUCAGUACUCACUGCUUCAUCAAAGACAAACUGAACAGAUGGAAACAAAUGCUAUUGAAGAAGAUUGUGGAGGACCAGAACCAGGAAGAAACUCAGAUCCAGAUAGACAUCCAGAACCAGAUACUGAUGAGAAGAUUGGAGACUCUGUUGAACCUGAGACUGAACACAGUGAUGAUUGGAAGGAGACCAGAGAACCUCAGUCAGGUUUAAACUCUCUGAAUAAUGAUGACGUGUCUGUCAGUGAUUCAAGAUGUAGUGCUGGUGAGAAACCAUUAAGCUGCUCUGAAUGUGGGAAAAGAUUUCGCCUCAAGAAAGAUUUGAAGAAACAUAUGAGAGUCCACACAGGAGAGAGAACUUUCAGCUGCUCAGUCUGUGAUGAAUGUUUUUCACAGAGUGGACAUUUACAGGUACACAUGACAUUUCACACAGGGGAGAAACCUUUCAGCUGCUCAGUCUGUAAUAAAUCUUUUUCACAGAGGGGACAUUUACAGGUACACAUGAGAUUUCACACAGGAGAGAAACCUUUCAGCUGCUCAGUCUGCAAUACAGCUUUUUCACAGAGUGGACAUUUACAGAGACACAUGAGAUGUCACACAGGAGAGAAACCUUUCAGCUGCUCAGUCUGUAAGAACUCUUUUUCACGCAGUGGAGGUUUACAGAAACACAUGAGAAUCCACACAGGAGAGAAUCCUUUCAGGUGCUCAGAGUGUGGUAAAAGUUUCACUGAAAGUGGAAAUCUGAAGAAACACAUGAGAAUCCACACAGUAGAGAAACCUUUCAGCUGCUCAUUCUGUAAGAACUCUUUUUCAUGCAGUGGAGGUUUACAGAAACACAUGAGAAUCCACUCAGGAGAGAAACCUUUCAGCUGCUCAGAGUGUGGUAAAAGUUUCACUAAAAGUGGAAAUCUGAAGAAACACAUGAGAUGUCACACAGGAGAGACACCUGCUUAGUCUGUAACAAAUCUUUUUCACAGAGUGGACGUUUACAGAGACGCAUGCUAACUCACAUGGGCGAGAAACCUUUCUGUUGCU